This is a messenger RNA of Amborella trichopoda, 4169 nucleotides long. RefSeq names its product protein transport protein SEC24 B. The record is from RefSeq and is a predicted model, not a curated record. NCBI's taxonomy places the organism in Eukaryota, Viridiplantae, Streptophyta, Magnoliopsida, Amborellales, Amborellaceae. Gene Ontology annotation, molecular function: zinc ion binding; SNARE binding. Gene Ontology annotation, cellular component: endoplasmic reticulum exit site; COPII vesicle coat. Gene Ontology annotation, biological process: endoplasmic reticulum to Golgi vesicle-mediated transport; COPII-coated vesicle cargo loading; intracellular protein transport.
CUCUCUCUCUGGAGUAUUUAAGCUUCUUCUAACCGGACCCCAAAGGCGAAUUAAAUCUGCCCCAAAAUAAUUAUAAUUUUGGUGAUCCAAUCCCCCCUUUACUUCUCAUAAAACUGCAAAAACCUCCGUCGUUUUCUUUGAUAGGCCCGUUGGAUCUGGGCUCUGUCUCUCACAAAAUCCUCCACCCUUUAGAUCUCCUCUAGGUCUUUCUCUUCCUCCUCUCUGUUCGAUUCCAAAACCCUCUCUCUCUCUGCGACUCCAAAGAGUCUCAGAUCUGCUCUCUAGAACGCAUCCAUGGCUUCUCCAGUACCCCAAGGGGUACCAAGACCUGGAUUUCAGAGACCUCCUCCUCCUCCUCCUCCUCCUUCUCUUGCCGAUCAAAUGCAAACCCUAACCCUAAAUCGACCUCAAGCUCCUCUUCCUCCCUCUGCAACUGCCCCUUCUCGCUCCAUGCCCUUCAAUCCUUCUCAAAACCCUAGCUCUGCAAUUCCUCCUCCCCCUUUCGCAAUUCAAUCCCAAAACCCUAGCCCAAAUACUAAUCCUUCUUCAAACCCUAAUUUUGGGAUCCCACCUCCGCCCUUUACGUCGAGGCCUGGCAUUAGGAUGUCGCCACCUCCGCCAAGUGCCCCAUCAAUGAUGGCAAAUGGCCCUCGCAGUGAUGGAAUUUUGGGGAAUUCGCCCUCCCCGCACCAGGGCCCUCCUCUCGCCGGAGGGAAUUUUCCCUCCAGGCCCCAUGGCCCACUGGGAAAUGUACCGUCUGGACCCCAAUUUCUGCCUCAGGGCCCGCCUCUUGCCAGGGGCAAUACGGGUAAUUUGGCCUCUGCUCCCCAGUUCGCGCCCCAAGGUCCACCUCUGACCGGGGGUAAUUUAGGGAGUUUUCCUUCGGUUCCACCUCUAACUGGGGGCAUCUUGGGGAAUUUGCCAUCGGCCCCGCAGUUUCCGGCCCGGGGGCCACCUCCAACUGGGGUCAGUUUGGGAAAUUUGGCACCUGGGGCACAGUUUCCUGUCCAGGGCCCGGCCAUGACUGCGGGCAAUGUGGGAAAUUUGGCACCUGGGGCUCAAUUUCCGGUUCAGGGCCCUACUCCUGCUGGGGGAAAUAUGGCGAAUUUGGCACCUGGAGCGCAAUUUCCUGUCCGGGGCCCACCUCCUGUGGGGGGAAGUUUUGGUAAUUUGGCGAGGGGCCCGCAGUCUUCGAGUCAGGGUAUGCCUAUGGGUUCGGCGCCAAUGGUCGGGUCUCCUUUAUGGCAACAAACUCAGGGUCCAUCUCCACGUCUAUCUGGUCCUAUGCAGCCACCAAGGAUGUAUGGAAUGCCGCCUUCUUUACCCAAUCAACAUCUCCACGGAAUGCAACCUGGGAUGGGUCAUCCUCCUGGUACUGGAGUUUUGGGUAUGGCAAGGUCAGGUUCUCCUGUUGCCGGAGCCCCAGGUGCUGGGGCAUCGAAGAUUGAUCCAAACCAAAUCCCCCGCCCUAUUCCAAGUUCUUCAUCAAUUUUGUUUGAAUCCCAUCCUAAUAGUCAAGCCAAUCUCCCACCGUCUGCUGCAAGUAAUUAUAUUGUGAAGGACUAUGGAAAUUGCAGUCCACGCUACAUAAGAAGUACUAUUUAUCAGAUUCCAUGCACUGGUGAUCUUUUGACGACAUCAAGCAUGCCAUUGGCUUUGAUGAUUCAACCAUUGGCUCUUCCACACCCCUCUGAGGAGCCUAUCCAAGUUGUGGAUUUUGGAGAAAGUGGACCUGUACGAUGCUCUCGUUGCAAAGGGUAUAUAAAUCCAUUCAUGAAGUUCAUUGAUCAGGGAAGGCGCUUCAUCUGUAAUUUAUGUGGGUUCACCGAUGAAACUCCUCGUGACUACAUAUGCAAUCUAGGGCCAGAUGGAAGACGUCGAGAUGCUGAUGAAAGGCCAGAGCUAUGCAGAGGAACUGUUGAAUUUGUUGCAACCAAGGAGUACACGGUCCGUGAACCAAUGCCUGCUGUAUUUUACUUCCUUGUAGAUGUAUCAUUGAAUGCAGUACAAACUGGUGCAACUGCAGCAGCAUGCAUUGCAAUCCGACAAGCAAUUGCCGAUCUUCCUGAAGGUCCUCGGACAUUUGUGGGGAUUGCAACAUUUGACUCAACUAUUCACUUUUACAAUUUGAGAAGAGCAUCACAGCAGCCUAUUAUGCUCAUUGUUCCUGAUGUUCAAGAUGUUUACACUCCCCUACAAACAGAUCUCGUUGUACAACUCACCGAGUGCCGUGAACAUCUGGAGCAACUUCUGAAGAGCAUUCCAGACAUGUUUCAGAGCAACAGAGUUGCUGAAUCAGCCUUCGGUGCUGCUAUUAAGGGUGCAUUUUUGGCUUUGAAGCCAACAGGAGGAAAGUUGCUUGCAUUUCAGUCAGUCUUGCCAUCUCUGGGUAUUGGAGCUCUGUCUGCAAGAGAAGCUGAAGGAAGAGCAAAUGUGUUAGUCAGUGAGAAGGAGGCCCAUAAAUUGCUUCAACCUGCAGACAAGACUUUCAAGACGAUGGCUAUAGAAUUUGCAGAACAUCAGGUCUGCGUGGAUAUCUUCAUUACUGCACAAUCUUAUGUUGAUAUAGCUUCCAUAUCUGUUGUUCCUAUAACAACUGGGGGACAGGUCUAUUGUUACUACCCCUUCUCAUCUAUUUCUGACUCUGCCAAGCUUUACAAUGAUCUUAGAUGGAAUGUUACGAGGCCCCAAGGUUUUGAAGCAGUAAUGAGAGUAAGAUGCAGCCAGGGUUUGCAAGUUCAGGACUACUUUGGCAACUUCUGCAAGCGCAUCCCUACAGAUGUGGAUCUGCCUGGGAUUGAUUGUGACAAAACUAUCAUGGUCACAUUUAAACAUGAUGAUAAGUUUCAAGAAGGUUCUGAAUGUUCUUUCCAGUCUGCCCUUCUUUAUACAACAGUAUAUGGGCAAAGAAGAAUACGUAUUUCAACUUUGUCACUUCCAUGCACAAGCGUGCUCAGCAAUCUAUUCCGUGCAGCUGAUUUGGAUGCUCAGUUUACAUGUUUCUUGAAGCAAGCUGCGAAUGAUAUUCCCACUAAUCCCCUUUUCCAAGUCAGAGACCAAAUUACAAACCUCUCAAUAAACAUUUUAUUCAAUUACCGUAAGUUUUGUGCCACGGUAUCAUCAUCUGCACAACUAAUUCUUCCUGAGGCACUAAAGCUCCUGCCUCUAUAUACUCUUGCUUUGUUAAAGAGUACUGGACUACAAGGUGAUGCACGCAUAGAUGAUCGGUCAUAUUGGGUCAAUCGUGCUACCUCUCUAGCUCCCGCUUUGGCAGUUCCGUUGAUUUAUCCCAGGAUGUUGGCUAUCCAUAAUCUUAUUUCAAAGGAGGAGAAGGAGAAUGAGGACGUCCUUGUCAACCUUACAUUGCCUCCAUCUAGUGAGCAUAUCACUGAUGAUGGAGUCUUUCUCCUUGAAAAUGGGGAAGAAUGUUUAUUUUAUGUUGGGAAUAUGGUGAAUCCUGAUAUUGUACGCCAAUUAUUUGGGGUUGCCUCUGUUGAUGACAUUCCUUCUCAGUUUCUGUUGCAGCAACUCGAUAACGAAUUAUCAAAGAAGCUGAAUAAUAUAGUGAAUGAGAUCAGACGCGAAAGAUGUUCCUAUCUCCGCAUGAAAGUUUGCAGAAAAGGAGAGCCUUCAGGGAUGUAUUUUGUUUCUCGUUUGGUGGAGGAUAAGAAUGGCGGAAGCUUCUCAUAUCCUGAGUUCCUUGUACAUAUUCACAAGCAAAUUCAAAAUAAAAUGGUGUGACCCUUUUCAUAAGAAGCCGUUGGGGAGAAAUUGUGGGGUUAGACUCGACCGUGCUCUGGUCUAAAAGGAGAGAGAAAAAUGAAGAGCAAAACAAAGGCAAGCAUUCUUUUCCUGUUGGGUCCUUUUACUUCAUAAAUUCCCACUAAGCUGGGUUGCUAUUUAAUAGAACAUAGGAGAUUUUUCUGUGACUGAUGGGUGCGUCCAACAGUUGUAAGAUAUGGAGAGAGAGAGAGAGAGAGAGCCCGGUUUUUCCAUCCCUUUUUUGUGCCGUUUUUUUUGUUUUUUCCUUGUCAUGUGUCGGCUUUAUUGCAUUCUCAUACCCUUUGAAUUGUCAUGAGAAAUAUAGAACAAAUUUUGUAUCUGAUUGCGUGUAUUCUUCCCUUUUGAACAACAUACAUGGGCAUCUUAGAUGAGUAUGAGUUAUAACC